AAAGUUCAUCUCGAUUUGUGUUUGUGUCAUUGACAAACUGAACUUGUUUGAUAAUUUUUAUUGGAGUUAACGAAAAUAAUAAAUAUACAAUGAUCGGUGUGCGCCUGAACUCUUUUAAUGAUAGUUCUGGUGAACCAGAACAAGAUGCUAACUCUGCAUUAACUGAAUUAGAUAAAGGUCUUCGAUCAGGUAAAGUGGGCGAGCAAUGUGAAGCUAUCGUCCGUUUUCCGCGUUUAUUCGAAAAAUACCCAUUCCCUAUACUCAUAAACUCUUCAUUCUUGAAACUUGCUGAUGUGUUUCGUAUGGGGAAUAAUUUCCUUCGUCUGUGGGUGCUACGUGUCUGUCAACAAAGCGAGAAGCAUUUGGACAAGAUUCUGAACGUGGAUGAAUUUCUAAGGAGGGUUUUUAGUGUGUUACAUUCAAAUGACCCGGUGGCCAGGGCUCUGGCUCUAAGGACCCUUGGUGCAGUGGCUGGGAUCAUACCAGAGAGGCAGAAUGUCCACCACGCUAUACGUAGAGGCCUGGACAGCCAUGACAAUGUGGAAGUUGAUGCUGCAAUUUAUGCUACUACUAGAUUUGCUGAGCAUUCCAAUGCAUUUGCAGUAGCCAUGUGCAAUAAACUGUGGGAUAUGGUGGACUGUGAGAGCACUGCAGCAGAGCGCAGAGCUAAGCUGGUGAGAGCUCUCCGGACAGUGCAUGGAGGAGCUGUGAGAGCUCAAGGAGUUCUGAAGCUGCUCCGUUCCCUGCUGGAGAGGUUCCCAUCUUCUAGUUCUGUGCGCGCCGCUAUAACUGCACUCACGCAUAUUGCAGCAGACACCGUUGUUCAUGUCCCUGAUCAAGUGGAACUCCUCCUCAGCCUAUCAGCGAACGACGCUCGCUCGUCAGUCCGUCGCGCGGCACUGCUGGGGCUCCGUAAGCUGGCGGAGCACGCGGCGCUGUGGCCGGCCGACUGCGUCGAGAAACUGGUGCGCGCCGCCACCGACGCACAGGAGAUGGAACAUACCAUGCUGUGUCUGCAAGUUAUGCAGAAGCUGGUAUCGUGCCCCGCGGUAUGCGCGGGCGCGGGGUCCCCGGCGGAGGGCUGCGGGGCGCUGCGCCGGUACUGCAGCGAGGCCGCGCUGUCGGCAGACCUCACUCGCGCCGCCACUGCCGCUGAUGUACUUACUAGACUUAUCGUGCACUGCUAUGAAGAAAAUCUGCCAGUAGAAGGAGGAGACUUGAUGCUAGCGCUAGAAACCUUGGUCAUUGCUACCGGAGAGAAUAAUAGUCCGAGUAACAUCAAGGCGCUAAGAGUUGCACUGCGAUGCUUGGUGCAGCUAAGUCGCGCCGAGCCAUCCGUGUACGCGGCGCGCACGGCGGCAGUAGUGGGGCGCGGGCUGGCGGGCGCGGGCGGGCCGCGCGCCCCCGCGCUGCUGGAGGCGCUGGCCGCGCUGGCCGGGGCCCCGCACGCGCCCGCGCAUCUGGGGCCCGCCCUGCCGGCCCUGCAUCAUACACUUGAGCAGAUGCAACGAGACAACACAAUCGAGAACCCUCCCGACGACGGCACGACCCUCGUGUUACUAUGUACCGUACUGCUGCAGGAGCGCGCGGGCAGGGCGCUGACGCAGAGACUGGCGCCCGCCUGGCAGGGACGGCUGCUGGCUGUCGUACAGGGCGCCGACGGCUGGGUGCGGUACAGGGUCGCCAGGGCCGCACUCAGAUACGGACACCACCGCCUAGCAGGAGGUAUCCUGGCGCGUCUCUCGCAAGAAGCCCCGAGUGAGCCGGCACAACGUUGGCUUACUGCACUACAUCGCGCUGCACUCGCUGACGCUAAGCUGGUGGAGGAAGGGAUGCGCGCGCGCGCCGCGGCGCUGGCCGGCCUGGCGCGCGCCGCGCACGCCGCCAGGACGCUCUGCACGCAGCCGCCGCCCGCCAUCGCACACGCCUUCUCGCAGACUAGCCGCGAUCCUGCCCUGAAGGCCGGGGCCUUCGCCCCCGCGGUCCGCAAGGCGGCGCGCGCAAUGUGGCAGGUCGCACACAAGUACUCCGCCAUAGCGCGCACUGCAUUCCACGCUGAUGAUUCUACGCUACGUCAUCUACAAAUUUCUCAGCACACAUAUAGCCAACUAGCUCAAUUCUUGGAGCGAGUGACCUCCAACAGUCAGGAGCGCCCUCCAGAGCUGGACAACGUGGACCUGAAGCCCACUACCCUGGAGGAGAAGAUAGCUCUGUCUGCCAGUACUCAACUUACUGAGAUCUCCAGCAAACUCUUCGAUAAUCCCACUACUGGUCCAGGAAUUACGCACAGGCACAUGGAAGCAGUCCUAGCCGCAGUAGCGGCGUGUAGCGGGGGCGCGGUGUGGCCGCGGGGCGUGUGUGCGGGGCGCGCGGGGGGCGCACACUGCCGCGUGUCGCUCAGCCCCGCCUGGAGGCUCGCCUCCACCACGCCGCCCGACCACGCCGCCACGCUACCGCUCAGCCAUCGACUGGCACUCAAACUGGAGGGCGUCGUACUGCCGCCUGUACCACUCAGUAAACGCCAGAAGCCGCGCCAAGUGAAGGGAGUUCAGAUUACGGUGACUGCGACACCACAUCCUCGCACUAAUGAAAAGACUGUAGAACUGAACAACAUCCCGCCAGUUCUGACAGCGGUGCAGACAGUGACACCUGUCCGUGACUUCUUCUCCGCCCAGCAACUGGUGUCAGUGUCCACGCCGGGACUGUAUACUGUCGCAGUUGAAGCGGCCUUCGUCGAUGAAAACGAUCAGCUGUGGAACACUGGCCCGAGAACUGCCAUUGUAAUUAAGGCUCAUGAAGAUCCGAGCGUGAAAGGCAGCACGCAAGCUACACGCAGCAGAUUUUAGAAAAUUGUCUUACAACGUGGUAACACGACAAAUAACAUAACUAGUCGUGUCAAACCCAACUUUCGACGUUGAUCACAGUCGAACAAAAUUGUCUGAAAAAAUCGCCGAAUCUAAAAGCUAGAAAGAAAAGUAAAGAGCAAGAUUGAACGGACUGAUUAACACGAUGAAAACAAGACAACAAGGCAUAGCCGGCAGAGCCGCUGCAAAGUCAAAGUCAAAAUCAUUUAUUUCAAUAGGAUAGAUGACUAAUUUUUAAUUUUCAUGUCCGUCUGGUAGA
This is a messenger RNA of Spodoptera litura, 3123 nucleotides long. Lineage: Eukaryota; Metazoa; Arthropoda; Insecta; Lepidoptera; Noctuidae. The record is from RefSeq and is a predicted model, not a curated record.